Anoplopoma fimbria (sablefish) is the source of this 648-nucleotide messenger RNA. Its product is annotated as twist-related protein 2-like. Gene Ontology annotation, biological process: regulation of transcription by RNA polymerase II; developmental process. The coding region runs from base 1 to 648 and encodes 215 amino acids. Gene Ontology annotation, molecular function: RNA polymerase II transcription regulatory region sequence-specific DNA binding; protein dimerization activity; DNA-binding transcription factor activity, RNA polymerase II-specific. The record is from RefSeq and is a predicted model, not a curated record. NCBI's taxonomy places the organism in Eukaryota, Metazoa, Chordata, Actinopteri, Perciformes, Anoplopomatidae. The transcript has a single exon.
AUGAGAGAGGAGGAGCAGUCUCAUGAUGACCACCCUGAGGGAGGGGUGGUUUCCAGCGAGGAGAACACGGUUAGACCACCAUCUAACGCCUGUCCUGUUGUCGUAGCCACGCCGGGGGUCACCGGGCGUAAACGGCAGACGGGCUCACAUACCGAGGAUCACGUUACGACAGUCGGUCCCACCUCAUCGGCACACGAUGGCAAGGCCAAGCCAGUGGAGGACACCCAGAUCUACACGCUGACUGGACCCAAAAAACUAAAAAGGAGUCCUCAACAUCGGCCGCCUUCCUCGGACACAUCUCUCUCUCCUGGCCCCGAUCCUAGUCCCGGAGAUCUCUCAUCCCUUGAGGACCCACACGGCCAGCGGGUGAUCGCCAACAUCCGGGAGCGCCAGCGGACACAAUCUUUGAACGACGCCUUUGCCUCGUUGCGUAAGAUAAUCCCGACGCUCCCUUCUGACAAACUGAGCAAGAUCCAGACCCUUAAAUUGGCGUCGCGCUACAUUGACUUUCUUUACCAGGUUCUGGAGAAUGACGAGAUGGACACUAAGAUGGCUGGAUGUAACUACCUGGCCCACGAGAGACUGAGCUAUGCCUUCUCUGUGUGGAGGAUGGAGGGCGCCUGGUCGACCAUGUCGGCUGGUCACUAG